Messenger RNA from Monopterus albus (swamp eel), 10881 nucleotides. Its product is annotated as myomegalin. The transcript is spliced from 48 exons. Gene Ontology annotation, molecular function: molecular adaptor activity; zinc ion binding. The record is from RefSeq and is a predicted model, not a curated record. NCBI's taxonomy places the organism in Eukaryota, Metazoa, Chordata, Actinopteri, Synbranchiformes, Synbranchidae. Gene Ontology annotation, cellular component: nucleus; centrosome; Golgi apparatus. Bases 1 to 8142 code for a protein of 2713 amino acids. Gene Ontology annotation, biological process: positive regulation of microtubule nucleation; centrosome cycle; regulation of Golgi organization.
AUGUCUAACGGUUACCGUACUUUGUCACAGCACCUGAAUGACCUGAAGAAGGAGAACUUCAGCCUCAAGCUCCGCAUCUACUUCCUGGAAGAGAGGAUACAGCAGAAGUACGAGGAGAGCAGUGAAGAUGUCUACCGCACGAACAUCGAGCUGAAGGUGGAAGUAGAGAGCUUGAAGCAGGAGCUCCAGGACAAACAGCAGCUUCUGGACAAAGCCCUCAUAACAGCAGAGAACUUGACCAAUCACAAUGAGGCAGAGCUGCAGAGACGGUGUCAGGAGAGACAGCAGGAAAUCGACCACAUGCAGCAAGUGCUUGAGACCAAAAUCCAGCUCCUGCAGGAGGAAGCCCAGCUAGCACGCAGCGAGGCAGAGCGGAUGGCCUCACUGGCUGGAUCACACUCUCAUACGUCCCUCCACUCCCUGGACACCCCCAUGGAGGACAUCCCAGAGGAUGAGAGGCCUCCCAGCAUCCUGUCCCCAUCCAACACCAACAAGGACAGGGUAAUAGAGCAGCUGACUAAAGAACUUCACUCCAAGGAGGCCCUCAUCACAGACUUGAGCAGAGAGAAGACAACUCUCACACGCAGAGUGGGAGAACUAGAGGGUCAAGUCCAGGAGCUGUCUUCAUCUUUGCUUCAGAAGGACAAGGAUGUUGAGUUCUAUCAGGAGGAACUCAGCCAAGAGAGGCUGCGCAUCGAACAGGAGAUGCAGACUGCCACUAAUAUCGCCCUACUACUGCGCGUUUCACCUGUUCAGUCGGGCGAGCACAGCGCUGUAAACCGGACGGGAGGAACCUGUGGAAUGCUUGAUCUGAAGAUGAAGGAGGCGUGCCGCAUCUGUGGACGGGAGCUCUGUGGUAAUCAGAGGCGAUGGAUCUUCCACCCUGCCGCCAAACUCAAUCUGCAGGUGCUGCUGUCUCAUGCACUGGGGCAAGAGCUGACUCGGGAUGGCAGAGGAGAGUUCGCCUGCUCCAAGUGUACCUUCAUGUUGGACCGCAUGUACCGCUUUGACACAGUCAUUGCCCGUGUGGAGGCCUUGUCGAUCGAAAGGUUGCAGCGGCUUCUGCAAGAGAAACAUCGGCUGAGACAGUGCAUCAGUGGGCUCUACCGGAAAACAAAUUCAGAGGAGACGGCAGUAACAAUCAGUGGAGGUACUGAAGGGCCAGGGGAUGGUAUGGUGGAUAUAUCAGGUCUCACUCAUGCAAAGUACUGUGCCCUGCUCCAGGAUGAUCUCGUCUACUCUUUGUAUGAGUCCUGGGCAGAUGAUAGUCUAGACUGCCCCCACCACCACCACCACCAGUGUCCUGCAGGUCCAGGGUCAGAGGUUACAGUGGCAGGCCCACAGCACUGUGCCCCCAGCACUCCCAGGAGGUGUCGGGCAUGUUCAUACUGGAGGGUGGCAGACUCUGACUAUGAAGCUGUUUGCAAGGUGCCCAGGAAGUUGGCACGGAGUACUUCCUGUGGGCCAUCAACCAGAUAUUCAGCCAGUGUUAUCGCAGGUAGUGUGACUGGAGGAGACAGAAAAAAUGUGGACGAUUCAGAGCAACCCCCCUCCUCUCUAACACUUGUCCCUGGUUCUCAGGACCCGUCGAGGACAUCAGACGGUGAUCGCACUCUGGCUGGACGAGCUAGCUCCAGCCCAUCUGUAACCUCCCUGGAGACAGCCGAAGGAUACAUUCAGCCUGGAGCAGCAGCAGAUGGUCCUCUGGGCUCCCCCAGAGAACCAGUGGAUGACCGGAUAUUGGAUUCAGUUUUUGAAGAGAACAUUGGGAUCCCACAUGGCCAGUCCUCACCUGGGCCCAGCCUGUCACUGGCCCUCUGUGUGCUGCAGAACUGUGCUGUCUACCAGCCAGUCCAGAGCCCCAAAGGGAGUAAGCUGCCAGUGCUGCUUAGACGGAGCUCAAGUAAUGGAGGCAUUAGGCUGGGGUUCCCUAAUCCUGAUCUGGGAAUGUUUUUUGGAGAAAGAGACAGCCACAUACCAAUACUUGAACUGGAGACCCCCCUGAACAAGAUGGAUGUCAAGGUGGAUCAGAUGGCUGAUGUGGAGGAUUUAUUAGAAAAUUUAUACAAAGAGUGUCCUCCCCCACCUUCCCACCAGAGUCUUGUUGAGGAACAGCAUAGUCAACUGAACCAGUAUGAAUGUGCAGCUGGCCAGUGUGUCAGUGAGCUGCAGAAGGCCCAGCUCCAGGUCCAGUCUCUGCAGGCCAAGAUCCACGAGAGCGAGGCCAACAAUAUGAAGCUGCAGGAGAAGCUGAAUGAGAUGGAGCACGAGCUGCGUUCACUGCGCCAGGCUUCUCAGAGCCAGGAAAGAACCAUUCAGGAUCUGACUGAGUCCAUCAGUACCAAAGACAGCGAGGCCCAGGAGCUGUACCAGCUGAUUGAAGGGCAAAACACCACUCUUUGUAAGCUGCGAGAAAUGGCCCACCGCAAUCAUCUUGCUCAAUGCAAGGCUCCAGAGGGGGCCAGUGAGUCCUUGACUCUGGCUCAGCUGCAGGGUGAGCUGGUGAGGGUGCAGAGCUCUCUGUUCUCCCUCGGUCUGGAGCUGGAGGCCAACCAGCGGAGUCUGAGACAGAGCCAGAGGCAAGGAGAAGACCUGGUACGGCUCAAGGACAGACUCAACUCUGAUCUACAAGAGGCACUGCAACACAGGGAGGUCACUGAAAAACACAACCAGGACCUGCGCUGUGCCCUUCAGAAAACUUGCUCUGAGCUUCAUGCUAAAGAAGUAGCUCUGAAAGAGAGCGAGGCAGAGAAACACACUGCUUUGCAGGAAAAAGACAGAGGCAUCGCACAACUCAAACACUCACUGCAGGACAAGGAGCGACAGUUACAGGUAACACACAGAAGCUCCAAACCAAGAGAUGCCCUGCUGGAGAAACUAAAGGAGCGAAUAAAAGAUAGAGACAGAGCUCUGGAGCGCUCGAUAGAUGACAAGUUCCACUGUCUGGAGGAGCAUGAGGCCCAGGUGAGGAGGCUGCAGCAGGCUCUCAGGGAGAAAGAACGAGACCUGGAGAGACUCCGCUGCAUCCUGUCCAACAAUGAGGACACCAUCACGAGUCUGGAUGCCUUGGUGCGAGGGAAGGAGCUGGAGCUGGAGCAGGCUGCAGAGGCCUACAGGAACCUCCAGUGGCUGAAGCAGCAGGGUGAGGAGAAGGAGAGGAAUGCUCAGAGAGAGAAAGACACCAUCAUCAGCCAGCUACAGGAAACCCUGCAAAGCCGUAGCCAGGAGGUCCAGGAACUGACAGCAACCCUUGUUGCCAGAGUCCAGGCCGGUCCCACUGAGGUUGUGGAGGAGCUGAAGUCUCGGCUGGCACUCAAAGAGAAACUUUUCCAGGAGCUGCUUACAGACCGCAGCCGCCAGUCUAACGAACACCACGCACAGGUCCAGGAUCUGCUCAGUGCUCUCAGCUCCAAAGAUCAGUAUCUGCAGGACUAUGCCUAUAGGCUGUCCUUAGUGAUUAGUGAGCGGACGGGUCAGCUGCAGGAGCUACGCAGGCAGCUGUCAAUAAGAGAGCAGGAACUGUGUGAGCUGAGAUGGGACAGAGAGAGGGAGAUGGGAGGAGAGACGGAGCAUCUGCGAAGUGUGCUCCAAGAGAAAGAAGCCUUCAUUAAGGAGUUAAUGCAGGGCCAGGAAGAGGCAAUGCAUCCUUCCUCUAAGGAGAGGGAGGCUGAGGUGAAGGCUCUCGAGGAGGAGCUGCAGCUGGCACUGAAGAAGGAGCGGGAGGCUCAGAAGGAGCUCUCUGCUUUGCAUUUAUCUUUGGCUCGGCAGCAGGUCGAAGGUGUUCCCACAAAAGACGGCACUGAUCACCAAUGUGUGCUGGAGCAGCUUGUGUCAGAGUACAACAAGCUGAAUGACGCCCUGAGGGCAGAGAAGAGAUUGUAUCAAAAUCUCACUCAGAUCCACACCAAGACUGACAGCAGUACAGAGAAGAUCCAGGCCCUUCACACUGAGUUAGACUCGGUCCAGGCUCUCCGCGGACAGCUGGAGGAGGUCCUGGCCAGGACCCGUAAGAUGGCCCUGGGGCUGGAAAGGGCAACUAAAAGGCAGUCCGACUCUGGAGAGCUCAGCACAGAAGAGGAGGAGGAAGGAGAUGAUGAAGGCAACAGCAGUGAUGAGUUCACAGACAGCAUAGAGGAUGAUGACGACAAAGUGACCCCCAGAAGUUUGGCUUCCAUUCGGACUUGUGUGAGGACUCGUGGACCUGUGGGUGUGGCCAUAGGGCCGACCAGGGAGGUGCUUUCUCAGAGAGUUGAUGUGGAACAGCUUGAGAAGGCAAAGAAGACGCUUGAAGGCCAGCUUGAGGAAAUAAGAUUUCAGCUGGAGAGGGAUGGAUACUCCUCUGUGUCCCAGAUGAGGAGUGCACUGCAAAGGGUGCAGCAGGAGAACCGGGUUCUGAAAGAAGCUCAAGGACCAGCUGGAUUCCUGGGACUGAAGACGAACAUAGAGAAGAAUCCCAGGAGUGUGAACCAGGAAGAGGAGAAGGAGGAUAUUGAGGAGGAUAAGGAAGAUGAUGAAGAGGAGGAAAUAUCUCCAGUGUCUACAGGGAAGCGAGGUCCUCCUUGUGUUAGUUUGAGUGAGAAGCGAGGGAAGAGGCACUGCACCCGGCCGUCCCAUCAUCGCACACACCAAACUGAGACGGAGGUGGAGCCUGCUGGUGAGAGCAGGGAGGAGGGGGCACUCUGGCACAAUGUAGAGGAGAGUGUCAGAGAACAGGCGGUCCGUCUGCGCUCAGACCUGGCUCUCAGCCACCAGGAGAACAGAGAGCUGCAGGAGAGGCUGAUGGUAUCUGAGGCCACAGUCCAUGCUCAGGCUGAACAACUGAAGGACUACAGAGAUCUGCUCACAGAGACAUCCGUUCAGCAGGUCAGUAAACAAGUGCAGGUGGAUCUCCAGGAUCUGGGUUAUGAGACCUGUGGUCGCAGUGAGAACGAAGCUGAGAGAGAAGACACCAGCAGCCCAGAGUUUGAUGACCUGGAGAUGUGCACAUCACUGUCCCAUCAUCAACACUAUGAGGGUGUGGGCAGCAGCUGGUAUGCUGGUAAUACCAGCAGUAACACAGGUGUUUAUGAACUGGCAGAUGAGCCGGUCUCUCUGCAGCAUCUGGUCCAGGAUCUCCGCUCACAGCUGGGCCGCUGCCACAAGGUGAUCCGUGGGCUGCAGCUGCGAGUGCGUUCCCUGUCUGCCACCAGUGACUAUGCCUCCAGUCUGGAACGCACCCCUCGCAAGGUAAACUGGGCAUUUGAAAGAACACCUGCCCCAAGUGGUGUAGAAGAGGAUGAAGGCUGGAUGUCUGAUACACAAGGGACUCGGUUAGCGUCCAAACCCAAUGGGGACCUGCAAGAGCUGAUGGCACGGGUUGCAUCACUAGAGGCACAGCUGAAGAGUUCCAGAUUGGAGGGCAAAGGCCAAGCAGAAGAGGAGAAAUGUGCCACUUGGCCUGGGAAGUACAACUCUUUGAUCCAGGCACAAGCUCGUGAGCUGUCCCAUCUGAGGCAGAGGAUGAGAGAGGGGCAAGGAGUCUGCCAUAUCCUCACCCAGCACCUGGGUGAUACCACAAAGACCUUUGAGGAGCUCCUGCGAGCUAAUGAUAUUGAUUACUACAUGGGUCAGAGCUUCAGAGAACAGUUGGCACAGAGCACCGCCCUGGCACAAAGAGUGUUCAUCAAGAUCAGUGGACGCGACCAUGCAGAGAGCCACGAUGACAAGAUGGACCAUGAGCUGCUUGCCCUACGGCUGAGUAAGGAGCUGCAGCAGAAGGACAAAAUCAUCGAGUCACUCCACACCAAGUUGCAGCAAUGUCCCGAAAGCCCGUCCAGCUGCCAUGCCCUCUCUGAGACAACCGACCAAUCAGACAGGACCUCCCUGGUGUCGGACGAGUACCGCACCAAUGAAGACCUGGAGUUGUGUUCUGAUUUAGAUGCCAGAGAGUAUCAGGAGGAGCACCGACUGAGGCAGCCAGGAUCAGAACCAGAUGUCCGUUCAUCUUUCCUUCCUCCUCAUGGCCUCCUCAAGUCUUCCAGCAGCUGUCCCAACAUGCUUUGCUCAGCCCCUAUGGCUUUGACCAGUCAGUUCUCCAGAGCCCUUUUCAGUGAGCCUGUUUCCUCUUCCCCCUCCAUCCUCUCUGGCCCUGAUGUCUGGGGUAAGGAAGUCACUUCUGACCCCCGGCCCAGGGCCCUGUCUGUGAUCGCUGUUCACCCAGAGCUGGACAUGCUGUACAAACAGAUGAAUAAGCAGAACAGGGGUUUUGCAAUUCCCCAUGACAAGGCUCUGUUCACUCUCUCACCUGGUGACCACAACCAGCACAACCUCUCCAGCUAUAGCCAGCUAUCCCAUCAUGCCUUUCAACAGUACCAUCUGGAUGGCAUCCCUGAGGGCCACUCACUCAAGUCUGACUCAGGUCUAGUGACAGGUGCCACUUUAUGGGACACGGACAACUUGGUUCAACCAGUUGGAAGGUAUUCUGGAUCAUCUGGACACCAGCCAGGAGGUGACCAUGCAGGGGUAAAUUUGAUAGAGGAGCACCUGCAGGAGGUGAGGUGUCUCCGUCAGCGUCUGGAGGAAUCCAUUAGGACCAAUGAGAGGCUUCGACAACAGCUGGAAGAGAGACUGGCCACCACUGGGCGUGAUGGAGGGGCACCCACUAACAUCUACAUUCAGGGACUGGACACUGUCACUCAACUGUCCAAUGAGAUCAGAAUCCUGAAGGAAGAAAAUCUGGGUCUACAGUCACGCUUGCAGGCCAGCACAGACACAUGUGAGGAGGUGGUGCAGUUGCGGGAGGCUGUGUUUACAGCGCGAGCCCGCCUGAAGCAAGCUGAGCUGGAGGCCAAGCAGUGGAAGGAUGAGCUCAGACGACUGCAGGCUCAUAGUCAGGAGCAGGGACAGCAGAUACACACAUUAAGACAGGAGCGACAGGCCAGUCAGGAGAAGACCAACAGGCUCCAGCAUGAAGUGUCUUUACUGCAGCAGCAGCUGUGUGAGAGCCGGGAGCUCAUCCAUUCUCUGCAGAGUGAACUACAAGUGUACGAUCGAGUGUCUUCCAGCACUAAGGCCAACAAAGGCUACAUUUGUGAGCUGCCAGUUCUACCAGUAGAGCUGGGAGAGCUGCUCGGGGAGGUGAGGAGUCUGCGGGCGCAGCUGCAAAACAGCGUCCAGGAGAGCAGCGCCCUCAAACAACUGGAGCUCCACAAGCAGCUGGAGCAGAAACUGGGUGUCGGCUCUCCUCGAACUCCCUCCCUCUCUGCCCUCACUGCCAGUCCUCAGAGAGAAAGCUUCUACAGACGGCAGCUGCUACACGACCCAGCUCCGUCUCCACCGGUCAGGGACAUUGGUCUGUUUAACUGUGGAUCCCCUGGUCCUCCCUACUCUGACCUGGAUGACAGCCAUAGCACUGCCAAUGACCCUCUGGACCCCCACUCUGAGCUGGAGGGAGAGGCCCCGGAUGGAUCGUUUGCAAACCGUAAUGGCCGCCAUGCCAUUGGUCAUGUGGAUGACUUCACUGCUCUGCAGCAGCAAGUUCUAGAGGGCCGGAGCAUUGUCCAGCGCAUGGAGAUGACCCUGCAGGCCUGCCUCAGCCCACCCCUGCUGGAGGGCAGCCAGAAACAGAGCAGCGACCUGGUCCUGGACUAUGGAUGUGUGAAGAGUCUGCUCUCCAACACUAAGACUCUAAGGCAGAUACUGGAGGAGGCGAUGGCUCUGCUGAAGAUGUUCUGGAGGGCAGCUCUGCCCAGCGCUGAUCCCUCCAACCAAAACCUUAAGAAGGAGCAGUGUAUGCAGGAAGAGAUCUUGUCCCUGAAACUGCGUAUAUCAGAGCAGGAUGAGGUUCUUAAGGGGACAAUUCAAAGACUGAGGAGCACCAGCCGCACCAAAGAGAGCAUGGAGCACUUCAUAGUCAACCACUUAUCAAGGACUCGUGAUGUGCUGAAGAAGGCAAGGACAAACUUACAGAAGAAUGAGCUGAGGCUUUCCUCCCUAAGCUCCUCCUCUUCCUAUCCUUAUGCUGCUGAGGACCCAGGAGGUGCUGCCAGAGAGCAGCCUGCUGAUUGCAGUUUCCUGAAGCCUAGCAGUGCUUCCAGAGCCGCUGGGGCUGCAGCCAGUCGGCGCCAGGUGGCGAGGAAGCGCAGCAGUCAAUGCCUGCUUUAGACUUUCAAAGAACCAGCCUCAGUACUAUCACCUCUGACCUCCUAUAUGCUUAAAAAGCCAGCCCCCCCCACACAUUGUCCUUCCACCCCUUCCCAUCAAACACAUUUCACCUCCCCCAAACUCCACCUUUACCUCCUUUCAGCCAUGGGAGGGCUUCCAUCAUUCCCUCCGUGGGGCAAUAUGUGCACAAAAUAAUGCACAAGUUGAGCCUAACCAAAUUCCCCCCACCUUCUCACCUAUUUGGUCACUCUCUACCCACUCCCACUGCCUAAUGUGCUACUGCCUUUGAGUGAUACAGUCAGCAGUUUGCCUUGUCAUGUGUGUGACAGAAGAAGGUGUUUGAAACGUGCCUCUGAUUGUUUUGGUUACGUGUGUCCUACUGAUGGAGCUGGUUGAAGAUGCUCUCAGACACUGAUCUCAGACCAGCUGAAUCUUUUCAGUCUGUUUUUUUUUGUAGGUUAAGGGGGUGUAUUAUAGAACCUGUCUCAUUAAUUUGAGCUAGUGCCAUUUAUCACCUCUAGCAAUCAUGUAUUGAAACAUUUGACAAGUACUUCAACUUAAACUUUCCACCUUAUGGGUUCAAGUACAACCUAAAAUGACAUUAAAUGUUUCUAUAAUGUCACCCCAGAUCAGUAUCUAAAAGCAUCAUCUCCUGGAAGUGGACAGAAUAGAUGUUCAUGCAUGUGUAAAAUGGCUUGUGAGAGGAAUUCUGCACACAUGUACACUAAAUGUGGAACACAGCUCACUCAAAGACAAGACAUCCUCAACUUUGCCACAAAUGCAGGUUUACUUCUCAUGGCACUGUUAUUAACAAGGACAUCCUUUUUGCAAAUGCAAUGCAAAGAACAAUGACACCCACUAUGUAUCACUAGACACAGUGGAGGAAUGCAAAGGAGGUUGGUUAUCACUGUUACAUAGUUACUAUAUAGCUGUAUCUGUACUUGUGGCGCAAGCUUAUGAAUGGUAUUGUCAGCCAAGGGUUAUGAAUAGCAGAACAAAAUCCAGAGAAAGGUUCCAUUUUAGUCACAAGCCUCCACUUUUAGGUCCUAAAGGUGCUUUUUUUGGCAUCAAAUUGCAGUUGUGGACGUACUAAAACAGGUACAGUUGGAUCAGUUAAAUUCUCAAGGUCACUUUCUAUUUGGCUGGUUGUCAUUUCUAAGCAGGACACUACAAUAGGGGGAAUGAAAAGGUUUAAGUGCUGAAAUGGAACCAGGCGAAACGCGUAUUCAAGCUCCUCCUCAUACGAGCAUGUGCAAUAAUGUUGUUUUUUGAAUUAUUAUGCUGCACCGGGCUAUUAUUAUUUCUUGCCUGACACUGGAUUAUUAGUCAGUGUUUAGGACACGAUCAGUGUUACUGUUGUGCUUUUUCCUAGUGUGUUGAUGCAUGACAGAGACUGCAGGUGGGAAAAGGUAAGCUAUUGAACAGGGGAUUGCCAAUACUUGCCAAAGUUUGAACUUUGAAAUCUUUACUACACUUUGACUUGCCUUAUCCAUGCGAAUGACAAAUCCAGACUGUGGGUUACCGAGGUGUGUUUGUUUCAAAGGGCCUCUAGAGACAGUAACCGUUACACAGCUGGUUCGGUUUAUUUUGAAUUGUGCACCACAGGUGAACUCCUUUUUGGACCAAAACUCCACAAAGUGGCCAUAAGCUGAUGUCUUUAUGUUCUCUCUCUUGGUUCAGACCACCUUAACAUUCCCAUGGCAAUGGCAAUAGAGGAUAUCAAGUUCUUAGAGGACAAACUUUGGCAGGCUACUGGUAGGAUCGUUGUUCUGUAUUUCACUCAGAAUAGUUCAACUUCUUUUAGUUUUCUUGCUGUAUAUUGACCAUUGUUUGCUGUAAAUAACUGGCUUUUUCUGUAUGAACAUUACUUUUACGUGUGUGUGUGUGUGUGUGAGAGAGUGUGUGAAAAAACAUCAAACAUUUGCUUUUUGCAAUGAUGAUAUCUGGGUAGCUGUGCAAUAGCUUUAUUUUAUUUUGAUGUAGAACAGAAUUGUAUUGCAUUUGCAACAUUCACCUCCUGCAGUAUAUGAUUUUAUGCAGUGUACUGUGUGUUAGGAGGAUUGUGUCACUUUGAAUUAAUUAGCCACAUGGAAAUCACAGACUAUGCCUUCAUAAUAUUUAAGACUCAUUCUGAUAUUGUCCACUUACAGUAUCAAAGUGCUGAUUGUUGCUUCGCUUGCCUUUAAAGUUAGCUAGAGAGCUUCUUCAGUCUGCUCUGAGUGGUAGAAAUGGCCUUGAACUGCUGCUCGUCUACCUGAGACCUCCCAAGUUAGGUUUUUGUUUUCACUCAAGUCUUCAGGAAACAAACAAAAUUUACCAAGUAUUUCAAUAGUGGUUAAAAGUUUAUUUCCUUUUGGAUUUAAAAGAGCUUUCAGGAAAAGUUUUGAAGAAUAGCCUACUGUAAAAAAAAGGCCAAUGACUGGAAAGAUUGUGAAACACUGGAUCCACAAGGCACCUUGUUAGAGUGUAAACAAAGCUCUAUUGCUAUUUUUUAUCAAGAAAAUCAAAUUGCAAUCUGAAGCAGUGUAUUGUUGGUUCUAAGUCGCGUCUGUAUAUAAUGCUAUUUGAUUGCAGCUUUUAUGUGAUUGGAAAGCAGCUUUUGUUCCUCAGUUUGUGCAUAAUGAACUAGAAAGCAGACACAGGACUCAUAUGGAUCCUGUCUCUGAUAGUUAACCGUGUGAUGUUUUGGCAGUUAUCAAUGAAAGAUUUCGGGAAAGAAUGAAUAAAACACUACAAAUG